This is a messenger RNA of Leptopilina boulardi, 639 nucleotides long. RefSeq names its product transcription initiation factor TFIID subunit 10-like. The transcript is spliced from 4 exons. Gene Ontology annotation, biological process: transcription initiation at RNA polymerase II promoter. Gene Ontology annotation, molecular function: promoter-specific chromatin binding; RNA polymerase II general transcription initiation factor activity. Lineage: Eukaryota; Metazoa; Arthropoda; Insecta; Hymenoptera; Figitidae. The record is from RefSeq and is a predicted model, not a curated record. Gene Ontology annotation, cellular component: SAGA complex; transcription factor TFIID complex; nucleus. The coding region runs from base 216 to 593 and encodes 125 amino acids.
CUACCUACUCAUAUCUGAUUAAAGAAAUUGACAAGUGUGUUUAUCCUGUCAUUUUGUAAUUAAAAUAUUUCAGCUUUAUUUAAAAUAUUAGUUAAAAAGUGCUUAAAUAUUUAAAUAAACAACAUUUUUAUCUAGUUGAUAUUCACUUAUUGACAUAAGGGACAUAAAUAACAUUACAAAUUACUAUAAUAGUGCAUUUCCAACAGGAGAACAAAAUGGAAGAAAAUAAUGAGAAGGAAACAACUUAUGCCCAGGAAGAGCCAACGACAACUGCAGGUCAACCGUUAUCUGAUUUUCUCCUUCAAUUAGAAGAUUAUACCCCAACGCUUCCUGAUUCAAUUACGGAACAUUAUCUGCGUACUGGAGGAUUCAAUACUACAGAUGCAAGAAUUGUUCGUCUAGUUUCUUUGGCGGCACAGAAAUUUAUUUCCGAAAUAUCAAAUGACGCUCUUCAACAUUGCAAAACAAGAGGUGCGAAUUUAAAUACAAAAACCAAAAUAAAAGAUCGUCGUUAUACAUUAACUAUGGAAGAUUUAACUCCCGCCGUCGCAGAAUAUGGAAUAAUUGUCAAAAAACCACAUUAUUUUGUUUAAUUUCCUUCUCUGUGUCUAUAAUAAAUUAAUUACACUCUUAGAAUAA